This is a messenger RNA of Rotaria socialis, 1131 nucleotides long. The record is from the annotation of a GenBank genome assembly. Lineage: Eukaryota; Metazoa; Rotifera; Eurotatoria; Philodinida; Philodinidae.
AUGUGUGACGAAGACGUUGCUGCUAUUGUUAUUGAUAAUGGAUCGGGUAUGUGCAAAGCUGGUUUUGCCGGUGAUGAUGCUCCUCGAUCGGUAUUUCCAUCAGUCGUUGGUCGACCACGUCAUCAAGCCGUUAUGGUUGGUAUGGGUCAAAAAGAUUCAUAUGUUGGUGAUGAAGCUCAAUCAAAACGUGGUAUUUUAACACUCAAAUACCCAAUUGAACACGGUAUCAUUACUAACUGGGAUGAUAUUGAAAAAAUCUGGCAUCAUACUUUCUACAAUGAACUUCGUGUUGCACCAGAAGAACACCCCGUUCUUCUCACCGAAGCUCCACUUAAUCCAAAAGCUAAUCGUGAAAAAAUGACACAAAUCAUGUUUGAAACAUUCAAUUCGCCUGCUAUGUAUGUCGCCAUUCAAGCUGUACUUUCAUUAUAUGCAUCUGGUCGUACAACUGGUAUCGUUCUUGAUUCAGGUGAUGGUGUUACACACGAUGUACCCAUCUAUGAAGGUUAUGCUUUACCUCAUGCCAUUCUUCGUCUUGAUUUGGCUGGUCGUGAUUUAACUGAUUAUUUAAUGAAAAUCCUCACUGAACGUGGUUAUUCAUUUGUAACAACUGCUGAACGUGAAAUUGUCCGAGAUAUCAAAGAAAAAUUAUGCUAUGUUGCAUUAGAUUUCGAACAAGAAAUGGCAACAGCUGCAUCAACAUCAUCAUUAGAAAAAAGUUACGAAUUACCUGAUGGUCAAGUUAUUACCAUUGGUAAUGAACGUUUCCGUUGCCCCGAAUCACUCUUUCAACCAUCGUUUUUGGGCAUGGAAGUUGCUGGUAUUCAUGAAACAACAUUCAACUCAAUCAUGAAAUGCGAUAUUGAUAUUCGUAAAGAUUUAUAUGCUAACACCGUCUUAUCUGGAGGCACCUCAAUGUAUCCUGGUAUUGCUGAUCGUAUGCAAAAAGAAAUAACAGCUUUGGCUCCAUCAACAAUGAAAAUCAAAAUUAUUGCUCCACCUGAACGUAAAUACUCCGUAUGGAUUGGUGGCUCAAUCUUGGCUUCAUUAUCUACAUUUCAACAAAUGUGGAUCUCGAAACAAGAAUACGAUGAAGCUGGUCCAUCAAUUGUCCACCGUAAAUGCUUUUAA